Molecule: messenger RNA, 840 nt
Organism: Egretta garzetta (little egret)
Lineage: Eukaryota; Metazoa; Chordata; Aves; Pelecaniformes; Ardeidae
Gene: RFX5
Product: regulatory factor X5
Exons: 7
Biological process (GO): regulation of transcription by RNA polymerase II
Molecular function (GO): RNA polymerase II cis-regulatory region sequence-specific DNA binding; DNA-binding transcription factor activity, RNA polymerase II-specific
Source: RefSeq, a predicted model, not a curated record
GAACCAAAUGCCAUGGCUGACGAAGAGCUGAGCGUCCGAGCUGCCAGAAAGGGAAGUUUGUCACCCAGCUGCUCCCGGGGCAGCGCGACCGAGUCGAGCACGCUGCUGCAGGAGCUGAAGGGCACCAUCUCCAAAUCCGUGCAGAGCAAAGUCGACUCCAUCCUGCAAGAUGUCCAGAAGUUUUCAGACAAUGACAAGCUCUACCUCUACCUCCAGCUGCCGUCGGGGCCAAGCCUGGGGGAGAAGAGCAGUAGCUUGGACCUGAGCUCGCUGAGCACGGCCGAGUACAUGCACGCGUGCAACUGGAUCCGGAACCACCUGGAAGAGCACACGGACACUUGCCUGCCCAAGCAGGACGUCUACGACGCCUACAAGCGAUACUGCGAUAACCUCUGCUGUCGCCCCCUGAGCACCGCCAAUUUUGGCAAGAUCAUCCGGGAGAUCUUCCCAAACAUCAAAGCCCGAAGGCUGGGAGGCCGGGGACAGUCAAAAUAUCCUUCCGUGUGCCCGCUGGCCAGGGAAGCCCGGGGGGCUGCCUGGGCUGCUGCUUCUCCAAUUUUUCCCAUUUAUAAGGUCUGGUUCCUGGUUUUUCGGCUCCUGGGGGUCCUGGUGCAGUCCUACAGCAGCGAGGUGAUGGAGGCGGCCUGCGCCCUGACCUGCGACUGGGCCGAGAAGAUCCUCAAACGCUCUUUCAACAACAUCGUGGAGGUGGCCCAGUUCCUCAUCCAGCAGCACAUCAUCAGCUCCCGCUCGGCCCGCGCCGACCUGGUCAUGGCCAUGGUGGUCUCAGAGAGCACGGAGAAGAUCCACCGUGAGAGUCGAACCCCGUCGACAGCGAAG